ACAUCCACAUCUGCGUAUACAAAGGUGAACAGAGCAAACACGGGCCCGUCCACAGGAAGUCUAAUCGGUUUCCUCUGAGAACAAACACAGUCCAGCAGCAGCACAGGCUGCAGCCUCUAACACUCUAACCUUCAUGAGGAGGAUUCACUGCUGGACUGUUGGCUUAGACUGCAUGACUCGUAGCUGGGUGUACCUAAUAAACUGGCAAAUGAGUGUGUGUGUAGUUUAAGAAAUCAAUCAGGACAGACGCUUAAAGAGUGAUUCAAUUAAUAAAUUUGAAAAAGUGCACAAUUGAAAGGUUGAGCAAUAUGAGGAGAUUUGGUGAUUAGACUCCAUCGUGACGGGUUAGUGAUGCUAUGAGCUGAACAGGGAUGCAAUCACAGCAACAGUGACAGUGCUUAUAAUAGACAUUUAACUAUAUAUAGUACAUAUACAUAUCCCUGUAAGGCCCAAAUACCCCCAAAGUUUGCAGGUUGUGUGAGUUCAUGGCCUGAUGGCCGGACAUAUAGACACAUUUACCAUCCAAUAACAUUGCAGGGUUAAACAAUGGGAUCCACUGACUAUGUAGAAUGGUCAGUGGGUCAAAAACAGUUGCCAAUUUUUAUGUUAGUAUAGCUCCUCACUAUUCUCAUCCUCCUUGACCUGAGCGCAGCAUUUGAUACCAUCUGUCACAACACUCUACUGAACAGGUUAUCUUCCAUCGGCAUUACUCACACCCCACUUCACUGGUUCACAUCCUAUCUCUCAGAUCGCACACAGUUUAUUCAACUGAAAUCUUUCCGGUCCAACCUUUCCUUCGUCAGUACAGGUGUGCCCCAGGGCUCUAUACUGGGGCCCCUGCUCUUCAUUAUCUACCUCCUCCCCCUUGGCAAUAUCUUCCGAAAACAUAACAUUCAUUUCCACUGCUACGCGGAUGACACCCAGCUCUACCUCUCAAGCAAACCUUCUUCCACUCUCCCACCCUCCUCCUUUACUGACUGCAUUACUGAAAUAAAAACCUGGCUCACCUCAAAUUUCCUCCAAUUAAACAGUGACAAAACUGAGGUUCUCCUCAUCGGCACUAAAUCAACACUAUCCAAAACACACAGCUUUUCUAUUCAAAUUGACAACUCCUCUAUCUCCCCCUCCCCACAGGUUAAGAGUCUGGGUGUCAUCCUCAACAGUUCCCUGUCUUUCAAAUCGCACAUCAAUAAUGUUAUCCGGUCUACUUACUUCCACCUACGCAACAUUAAUUGCCUUCGCCCCUCCCUCACCCCCCAUACCACUGCCAUCCUUGUCCAUAGCCUUGUCCCUUCUCGUCUGGAUUACUGUAAUUCCCUUCUAUUCGGUCUUCCUGUCAAGUCACUUCACAAACUUCAACUGGUUAAGAAUUCAGCUGCCCGCAUCAUCACCAGAACCCCCUCCACCAACCACAUCACUCCUGUCCUUCAGCAGCUCCACUGGCUCCCCAUCAAAUUUCGCAUUGAUUUCAAAAUCCUCCUGGUAACAUUCAAGGCCAUUCAUAACCUCGCCCCUCCUUACCUGUCAGCUCUCCUCCACGUCCACACCCCCUCUCGCUUCCUCAGAUCUUCCUCUACUAUCAACUUGUCUGUCCCCUCCGCCCGUCUCACCACAAUGGGGAGCAGAGCAUUCAGCCGCUCUGCUCCCCGGCUCUGGAACUCAUUACCACCCGAAAUUAAAAACAUUGAUUCAUUUUCCCGUUUUAAAUCCACACUCAAAACUCACCUGUUCAGACUUGCUUAUCCCACAUGAGGUCAAAUGGUCAGUCUGAUUUUACACUUAUUUGUUUUAUCACUUGAUUAUUCUAUUUUAUUGUGUUUUAUCGUAUUGUUGUUUGUUAUUUCUCGUGAUGUACAGUGUCCUUGAGUGUCCUGAAAGGCGCUUUUAACAAAUAAAAUGUAUUAUUAUUAUUAUUAAAACUGAUGUUGCAAUUUUGCAACAGUGGGCCUUACAGGGAUAUAUAUAUACAUAUAUGAUAUAUUUAUGUAUGUGAUAUAUGUACCUUGUAGUAGCUGAUAUAUAAAAGUGUGCAUAAUACAACACUAUGGAUCUAAUAAUAAUGGUAGUAUAACAAAUAUUAAUAGCAGUUGCAGUGGAUGUCGGGCAGAUCCAGGGCAAGCCCGAGCCAGCCCAAAGUGUAAACUUUAUCAAAAAGGAAAGUUUUAAGCCUGCUCUUUCAUGUAGAGAGGGUGUCUGCCUCCUGGACGACGACUGGAAGAUGGUUCCAGGAGAGGAGUUUAAUAGCUGAAGGCUCUGGCUCCCAUUCUGGUUUUAGAGACUUUAGGAACCACCAGUAAGCCUGCAUUCUGGGAUCGCAGUGUUGUUGUUGUACUGGGGUAAUAGGGUACUAUGAGCUCUUUAAGAUAUGAUGGCGCUUUACCAGGUAAAGAGAAGUAUUUUAAAUUCUAUUCAGGAUUUUACAGGGAGCCAGUGCAGCGCAGCUAAUAUCGAAGAAAUAUGAUCUCUUUUCCUUGUUUUUGUCAGAACAGUAAGGAAUUACAGUAGUCCAGCCUGGAAGUAACAAAUGCUUGGACUAGUUUUUCUGCCUCAUUUUGAGACAGGAAGUGCCUGAUUUUUACAAUGUUGUGGAGGUGAAAAAAGUCCUUGAAAUUAGUUUGACGUGGUAGUUAAAGGACAUAUCCUGAUCAAAGAUGACUCCCAAACCCCUUACAGUGUCACUGGAGGCCAGCGCAAUGCCAUCCGUAGUUGCUAUAUCAUCAGAUAGAGUUUCUAAGGUGUUUAGGCCAAAAUACUAUUACUUCAGUUUUGUCUGAAUUCAGUAACAAAAAGUUGCAGGUCAUCCAGGUCUUUAUGUCCUUGAGACACGCUUGGAGUUUAAAUCAGCACUGAUGUUCUGCUCGCUGUCCAUAGGUUUGUAUGUUCGAUUACAUCAGCACACUUAAGGACGAGAUAGGAAAUAUCACACAAUGGAACACAAAACAAUUCUGUUUCCAAGUUUUCUCCUCCCAGAGAGCUCAAACCGUAAGGCUGAAUAAAUCACAUGGAACUACCACUUAACGAUCAGGAAGCUGUUUGUGAUGGUUGGUGUAAUUGCAGUGCGGAAUGUGAAUGUGCUUUCAGAAACAGGAAAUCCAUUUUCCUGUUGGAAUAUUUUUUGCCGGUUUAAGUUGCAGCUCUCAUCCGAUUCCAAAUGUCCACCAAGAUGAAGGACUACCUGACAAAUGUUCCCAUUGCAAAACUUAGUUUAGACAAUUGAUUGGUUUCUUCUGGCUUCAUUGAUAAAUAUAGCAGGGUAUCAUCGCAAUGGACUAACCCUGAUAGAAACUCAGGGACAUUCAGGGUUGAUUAAUAGCCUUGAGUCAAAAAUGGUUGCACCUCCACCUCCUGGCCGCUGCCUCGAGGAAUGUGAUUGUUAAUAUGACACGGAGGAGUAGCUUCAUUUAGGCUAACAUAUUCAUUAUGACACAGCCAGGUUAGUCAGCCAAUACAUGUCUGUUGAACUGUACACUGAAAAGAACUGCUACAGUUUAAGUAACUAGCUAAUGUGCUAAUCAAUGUCUCAUACAUGAACAUGAACAGUCAAAUCAGGCUUUGUCCAUCAUCCAUAUUUAUAAAAUCAGUGUCUGUUUGGAUCUUAUUAAACAAAGUAUUGAGCAGUUUCCAGUAAAAGAAGUCAUUUUCUGUAUCAAACAGCACAUUGAAUCUGAUUGUCUUCUUAGUACACUAAUAACUAAUUAAUACACUAAUGAACCCUCCAGUUUUUCAACAAUGAGUGGUGAGCUGGCGGAUCUCAGCUGGGCACAUGAGGAGCUUUGCUUGUGGAUAAAUUAUAUAGCAGCAUAAUCAUCUUUUGUCUUCUUUGUAUGUAACAUCAGUACUCAGGCUCAGUAGGGCGGUUUUCAGCUGCGUAUGCUGCAGCUUUAUGCCGGCGUACGUGUGAAGGAGGGUCAGUCUGUGUGUACCCGGGUGCCACACCUCAGUACUUGUGAUUUGAGUGUGGCAGGAACACAGUGCAGCAAAUGUAAACAGAAGUGAAGAGCACCGCCCUGCGUCCCUGCACUGUAUCCUGGCAGAGCUGAGUCCAUAAGACUCCCGAAUCCAGAGUCCAGAAGCCGUCUGACAAGAAAGAACAAUGACUCAGUGUUCAUUACAAAUGUUACUGUCCUAAUAUUCAGCUACAGUCCUGAUCCAGCAACAUGACACUGGAGGGCAAUGGAAACAGAUUCAGUGAAGAACGAGAACAUCAGAUCUGUGUGGAGGAUGAGGAGGCUCUAACCUUCCUUCCUCACAUGAAACUGACAUGUUUGAUUUUUUUCUAUCGUCUGACCUUCAACAGGAGUUUUUCCAAUUACACCCCUGGGAGGAUUUCAUGGGACUGCCUGGAGAAUCAGAUCCACUCGCUGUUCGUCUCGACGAGGACUGUUAACGUUCACACAGUCAGCAACGUUUACUUCAGCAGAUUCAAUAAGUUAAAAUUGGCGAAAUGAAAUAAUUUUUUCCACUAAUCAGUCGACUCUUGAUGUGAAACUGGACUUUGACACUGAAACACUGAAGUCAGGCUGAAGCUCAACCACCAUCAACAUCUGAGGCUCAAUAAGGCAAAGUGGAGCUUUCACCUAAAUGUAGGAAGCAGAAUAGAAAAAUACAAAAUAAAAGUCGACUAUAUAUAUGUACAUUUUAUACAAAUAACUAUAAAAAAUAUAUAAGGCCACAAAAGAACUAUAAAAAAUAUUGACAUAAAAAAUAUAUGACCAGAAAAUUCAGAGUUUCACGGUUUUAACAGAAAUUGCACACGGUGGAUACAGACAAAUGAAGUCCAGUGUUUACUCUAUUGCACAUUAAUAAAUAUGUUUGUGCCACAGUAGAAUAAAAGUGUGUUUGCAUAGGAUUAUUUAUUAUAGGAAUUAUGAAUCUGUUUGAUCAACAGAGACAAGUUCAAAACUGUCAGAAUUUCUUUGCAUCAGGACAAACGUUGUCCAUCUGGCCGCUCGACGGUUUUGCUUGUUUUAAGUCAUAUUUCUCCCAUAUGAUUUACUUUUUCGUCUUUUUUUUUUUUUGCUGCAGUGAUGUUCACCGUCUUUGUUUAGCGUGUUAGCAUGCUAACAUUAGUCCUGCUGAGGCUGAUGGGAAUGUCAUCAGUUCUGCAGGUAUCAAAAGCUGGCCAGAUGAUGGCGCUAGAAGUGAAGUAAGAAUGAAAUUCAUGUCAGUCCAUCUCAAAGUUAUUGAGAUAUUUCAUUCAUAAAGUGUGGUGAGAACUAACACGUCACUACCACACAUUUCUAAUACGGAUCUCUUCAUGUUUCUCUUAAAUUUGGUUCUUGGAGAAAACGACCGAUGUGUUCACAGAGUAACAAUCCACACUCUGCUCUAAAUGACCCCCAGCGUACUCAGCAUGGGAAUGACUUGUGAGGGACGCAAUUAAAACAUGUACAGCAACAAAUUCAUUAUUAUUAAUUUCCCGUAGCUUCGAUGAACCGAAUCUUUGUAAUCAUGUAUUCAUAUAUUUUUUCUCAUUUUCACACUCACAAAUGUAAAGAAUAAACAAAACUUCUCUAAACUUUAAAGAACCGUUUUCUUCUGUGUCCGACUCUCUGAGCAGCUUUGGUGGAAAAUAACUGAACAUUUCUCCAGUUCAGGUUAGAAGCUCCGCCUCUUCAGAGGAGCGCCAUCGGUUUUCAUUCUUCACACAUUCAGGAGCCUCGAAGUGAGAAAGCCUGACUGCACAGGGCCCCAAUGAAGGGAGGGCCCUCGAAAAGCCCCGAGUGAAAAGUUAGUUUUAGUUUGCAUUUUUUAUUUCGAAGUAAACUGACUGAAUAAAUUGGUUGAGACGCUGAACUUUGUAUAAAAACAUGUAUGACACUUCACAGUGAUGGUUUCAGUCCUGGAUAGAUCUCCUGCCUUCCUACCCUUACAGGCAUCAUGAGGCACAGCUUCCCUGUACCAAUAUGGCGGCCGCGUUGAUGCAUCACUUCAGUGAGCAGCAGCGGGAUGGACUGAACUAGCUAACUGUAUAUAAAUGCUGCUCGAACACUGAUGCUUCAGCACUGAGACACAGAAUCAGAGCUCACUCACAGGAGAUGUGAUCAGUACUUUCGGACACUUGUUUAACGGAUCUGAAUACUUCCUCCAGCACCUUAUCACUUCCUUACUUCCUCUUUGCCAGCUUGUGCUGCUUGUGUCUGGUCACGUCUUCCUGUUGAUUGACUGCGUUUCUCUUUCUCUUGUGUCUUGAAGCUCAGAUGAACUUUCAGUACCUCUUUCGCUGAUCUCACACUUGCUCGUCAUUCAUUCGUUUCAGACUGAUGCUUUUUCUCUCAGGAUUUCUUCCAUUGCAUUUUUACUCAACUGUCUCUGAUAUGAAGUCGCUUGUUAACGACAACAGAGCUGCCACUUAGUGCAAAGACUGGGGGUACAACCACGGCUGUAAUGAAGUAGUGCAGGACAACCUGCUGUCAGUUAUUUCUAUUUUUAACACUGUGGAUUGAAGCUGCAGGGUCAGCAGCUAAAAGAGGAAGAGUGUGAUUUCGUGUUGAAUAUCUUUCGCAGGCUCAGCCUCCGGUUCAUAGCACAUCAGAACUUCUGUGAAGAUGAAGGCCGUCGCCGUGCCGCUGCAGCAGCUCAUCAGUAAAGUCAAAGACAACGCCAACGCUUUUGUCUUCAGCGUUCUGGUUGUCUCUUAUCAAGCUUUAGAGGCAGAGUUCCCAUGCUCCUGUAAACCACAGCCCGGCUACUGCAGCGCAUACAUGAUCAUGCCGUGUCUCAUCAUAGCCGUCUUAAUGCUCUCGACGGACUUACCGUUCCAGAGAGCGUGGCGAUACACCAGGUCCAAGGGCUCGUGUCACUUCGGCUGCGUUUUGUUCCGUCGCUCGGUCAAAGCUGUCUGCAUCGGCCUGCUGUGGGUCGGAUCUGUGCUGAUCCAGGCAGACUGGUUUGUUUGCUGUAACAAUCAGAAUCCCAGACAGGUGGCAGAGCUGCAAUGUCAAACCAAGACGGACGUCACAGCUGCAGGUACAGCCGUGGUGACCAUCGCCGAGAUGAAAAUGGUCUCGCGGAUGAUUGGCAUGUCUUUACUCUUUGCGGUGUUUUUCACCGCGGCCUUCUUGCUCUCGACGUGGACGGUCUACGCUGACGUCUGCUGUCCAAAAUGCUGCAGGAGAGACGUCCAAGUGCACGAGCUGAUUCUGGAGGUCGGGGAAGAUGUCGUGGAAAGGGUCAUGAAAGAGGAACAGCACAGCAAGUUGUCUGAAAGCAUGAAGGGGUACAUCGCUCAAGGAAAGUGGGUGAAUUGUUUGGACGUUGUUGAGGAGCUCAUUGACACGAUAGGAGGAGAAAAGGAAACUACACCUGCUGAGGUGCUCAGAGCGUUUCAGAAAGAGGACCACCAUGAGGACAAAAAGAGCCAGCAGAAUGAAGAAGAGGACAGUGUUUGACAAGACGAGUUCAUCAGUGUUUCACCAAACGUAUAAGCAGCUUUAAUCUGAUCGUUGAAUGCAACAUCUGACCAACCCAAUGUGUCCGAACUGCUCACAUUUAAGUCCAGUGAUGCUGACUCAGUUUUCUCUCCUGGAACGAUUCCAUUUUCCACUUUUAUUUGAAUUCAAUGGAAGUAUUAAAAAGAGAGUUUUGAAAAGUUA
This is a messenger RNA of Chelmon rostratus (copperband butterflyfish), 7595 nucleotides long. RefSeq lists its product as uncharacterized. NCBI's taxonomy places the organism in Eukaryota, Metazoa, Chordata, Actinopteri, Chaetodontiformes, Chaetodontidae. Gene Ontology annotation, molecular function: monoatomic cation channel activity. The transcript is spliced from 4 exons. The record is from RefSeq and is a predicted model, not a curated record. Bases 6549 to 7391 code for a protein of 280 amino acids.